This is a messenger RNA of Rubroshorea leprosula, 2120 nucleotides long. The record is from the annotation of a GenBank genome assembly. Lineage: Eukaryota; Viridiplantae; Streptophyta; Magnoliopsida; Malvales; Dipterocarpaceae.
GUUCCUUCUUUUUCUUCCCGUGGGAUUGAAGAAAAAGAGACCACUGCCCACUAUUCUAGAUACUACAGGCACACACUCUCCUCCAUCAUCGCAUUUCCGUCUGAAUUUCUCCUCCGUUUCAGCCUCAGGGUCAAGACAAUCUAAGAUAUGGCAGAAGGUGAGGACAUUCAGCCCCUGGUUGUUGAUAAUGGAACUGGAAUGGUUAAGGCUGGGUUUGCUGGAGAUGAUGCACCUAGGGCUGUUUUCCCCAGUAUUGUUGGUAGGCCUAGGCACACAGGUGUUAUGGUGGGGAUGGGACAGAAAGAUGCAUAUGUUGGUGAUGAGGCUCAGUCCAAAAGAGGUAUUCUCACAUUGAAAUAUCCCAUUGAACAUGGUAUUGUUAGCAACUGGGAUGACAUGGAGAAGAUCUGGCAUCAUACUUUCUACAAUGAGCUUCGUGUGGCUCCUGAAGAACAUCCCGUGCUCCUCACUGAAGCACCCCUAAAUCCUAAGGCCAACAGAGAGAAGAUGACACAAAUCAUGUUUGAGACAUUUAAUGUCCCUGCCAUGUAUGUUGCAAUCCAAGCAGUUCUCUCCCUCUAUGCUAGUGGACGCACUACAGGCAUUGUGCUGGACUCUGGUGAUGGAGUGAGUCACACUGUUCCCAUCUAUGAAGGCUAUGCGCUUCCCCAUGCUAUUCUCAGGCUUGACCUUGCUGGACGGGAUUUAACAGAUGCCUUGAUGAAGAUCCUGACAGAGAGGGGCUAUUCAUUCACCACAACUGCUGAACGGGAAAUUGUUCGUGACAUCAAGGAGAAGCUUGCCUACGUGGCACUUGACUUUGAGCAGGAGCUUGAAACUGCUAAAAGUAGCUCAUCAAUUGAGAAGAGCUAUGAGCUACCUGAUGGGCAAGUAAUAACCAUUGGGGCAGAGCGUUUCCGUUGUCCUGAGGUCUUGUUUCAACCAUCACUCAUUGGGAUGGAAGCUCCUGGAAUUCAUGAGACCACCUAUAACUCGAUCAUGAAGUGUGAUGUUGACAUCAGGAAGGAUUUAUAUGGUAACAUAGUCCUUAGUGGUGGGUCCACAAUGUUUCCUGGUAUUGCUGAUCGUAUGAGCAAGGAGAUCACGGCACUUGCACCAAGCAGCAUGAAGAUCAAGGUGGUUGCACCCCCAGAGAGAAAGUACAGUGUUUGGAUUGGAGGGUCUAUUUUGGCUUCCCUUAGCACAUUCCAGCAGAUGUGGAUAUCAAAGGCAGAGUAUGAUGAAUCGGGCCCUGCCAUUGUCCACAGGAAGUGUUUCUAGAUGUUGGCUUGUAUUUUGGUCGCCCUUUUUGUCCUGCAUAUUGUGGUUUUGAGUGUACCGAUUGGGCAGGGGUUGGUUAUGUUUGGUUUGGUUUUCAACUUGUUUGCCUUUUGUUUCUUCGUCUUUAUGAGUGUCUGAGACAUGCAUAGCUUAUUUGUAUAAUUUUAUGUUAGAUCCUCUAAACAGAAAACUAUCAGUUUUGAGUAAUGUAUUGAUUGCAAUUUAUAAUGUUGAGUUGCUUCUGCAAACCGACUUCUUAUGUGUUGUCUUUUCUUUUUUUAGCCAAUGAACUCUUACUUGUUUAUAAUGUUGAAUCUUCAAUGUCUGGGUAUAGGCUAUAUUACAGUUGAAUUCCUUCUUCAGUCACUAGUCUUUUGUCACUCUUAUCAAACUUUGAAUUUUUGAGACAUUCGUUUUAGAAGUCUGGUACUAGAAUAAACUCGUGUUUUCUAGGUACUACUAGUAGAUCCAUUCUAGUUUAACAUUUAGGAAAGCUCGUGGGUAAAAUUUCGUUAGCACUCCGAAGGUGUGAUUUGGUUUCUAAGGGGUUUAAGGAGAUCUAGCGAGGUUUCAUGCUUUAUCAUAGUGUCUUUCAAGCCAAGAGGAGUCGAAAAAGGUCGGAUGGUGGGGAUUCUCUUGUCCUGUUUAUGAAAUUUGUACUGCCCUCGUGAAAUGGAGAGCGAUAAUGCAUGUUGGCUUUUAGUAGAUCUGACAUUGUCUGGAAAAAUGAAAAAUAACAAUCCACAGUGCUUCAUUUGGGUAAGGCCAGGGCUCAGUCACUCACGGACCAUGUAUGCUUGGCCGGCUGUUAGCAUGGUUCAUGGUAAAAUAUCUGUUUC